ACCCAUCCCGAGGCGUAUUCUAUAAAAACCCGUAAGCGCCCAAACUGCUUUAGACACCGCAAUUACAUUCCAACCUCGACCCCAGCCGGUUUCGACACGCAAAGCGACGGCGGCUCAUAGUUUUCCGGCGACCCAGAAGCGGUUUUCCGAUGCCGAUGGACACCAACAAAGCAAACGAUCAAAGCGGGCUCUGGACGAAUGAGAGGCACCUCAAAUUCUUGAACUCAAUGGAAGCUUCCUUCGUCCGAACCAUGUUUGAAAAUAACGGUCGUCCUCUCCGACUCGACCGUUACAUGCCGGACAGUUCCGAGUCCACCCUUGAUUUGAAAAAGGAACGACCGAGGAGACAUUCUACCUCAGAUAUUAGAGAAUCAAGAGCAAGGACUGACAAGAAAUCGAGAAAGCGCGCAUCACAGCCGUACACGUCAGAUCAGGUUGUCCCACAGCUUGGAAAAAUAGGAGUUGCGAAGGAAGAGAGAGACCACCAUGAUAUCAAGGUCGAGCCAACCACAUAGAAAGAUUCUUCCUUCUAGCAAGAAUUUAGAAGGGUUUUCUUUUCUUUUCUUUUCCUUUCCUUCCUUUUCUUUUCCAUUUGGUGGUAGUUAGCACUUCAAUUGUAGUUGUGAUUUUUAGUGGUAGGAGACAUCAGUAGUGACUUGUGAAAGGUGUACUAGAUAUGAGCAAAUUAGAAUGCUGAAUUGACUGGGUACCUUUCAAAUUGCAAUAAUGCAUUCUGGUGUUUUAAAACAGAUUUUUUUAAUGGCUCUAAAUUGUAUCCAAGUAUGGGUUUUGUUGA
Molecule: messenger RNA, 796 nt
Organism: Cornus florida
Lineage: Eukaryota; Viridiplantae; Streptophyta; Magnoliopsida; Cornales; Cornaceae
Exons: 3
Coding region: 150-515 (121 amino acids)
Biological process (GO): regulation of circadian rhythm; response to cold
Source: RefSeq, a predicted model, not a curated record